CGACCCAUUCCAUGCUGGCCUGCUGGAGUGGACGUCGUCGUCUUUGCUGAUCGACGCCAUCACCUUGCUGCCACCACCAAUUCAGUCCUUGCAAGCUCCAUCCAAGCCAUAUUGCAUAUAUCGAUCGAUCGAUCGAUCGAGCUCCUCCCCCGUCAUGUCAAGUAAGUCAAUCAACAUGGAGCCAUCCUCUACGAGCGCGACAACCACGUCCUCCUCGCAUCGCGGCGGCGGCCGGGAGCUGCAGGGCCCGCGCCCGGCGCCGCUCAAGGUCCGCAAGGGCUCCCACAAGAUCAGGAAGCCGCCGCCGCAGCAGGUGCGGGAGCCGGUCAUCAUCUACACAUUGUCGCCCAAGGUCGUGCACGCCGACGCCAGCGAGUUCAUGUCCGUCGUGCAGCGCCUCACCGGUGCCACGGCGUCAUCCUCCUCCUCCUCCUCCGUCCCGGACCAUCAGAUUCAGGCGUCGUCGCUCCCGCCGUGGUUCCCCUUCUUCAGUAGUGGCCAGUCGUCGGCCUCCGCCGCACUACUCCAGCCGCCGGCGCCACACUUCCCGUUCCAGCUGCAGCACCAGCAAGCAGCAGGAGGGCCGCAUGACCUGAACCAGCAGGUCAUCUCGCCCGCGGCACGCCUCGCCGCCAUUGAGCAGGCGAGGAGUUCAUCCGGUGUUACUGCCGGAGGCCUACUGCCGCCAUUCCCGAGCAUCCUGUCGCCAGGGUCGCUCCCGGCGAUCCAGCCGAGCUUCUUCUCCCCGCCGGCCGGAGCAGGCGGCGGUGGCAUCAACCUGUUCGGCGAGCUCAUCAGCCCGGCGGCGGCAUUUCUUGGUGCAGGUGCAGGGGCCACCCAGGCCGGUGCAACAACAAGUCAUCAAAAUCCUGUAAUGUUGCAGCAGGCAGAAGCGUCGCCGUCGGCUGGUGCCUACUACUGCUGGGAUCUCUUCAACAACCGGCACCACCAAAACUAAUAACUUUUUUAUUAUAAAAUGCAAACGAGAAGCGGUCGUACCGUACGUGGUCGUUCUUGUCUGCUACUUGCAUGCAUGCAUCAUCUCAGCUGAAAGUAACAACCAUACAUGAACAUGAUCGAGUCCUGCCCUGUGGACUGCCCGGGUUGACAAUGUCCUUUCUCCUUUGCUUGCCUAUCCUUUCUGCUAGGUGGCAUACGUAUGUUGAAUUGUCGAGGAUCUCCGACACCCC
Messenger RNA from Setaria italica (foxtail millet), 1190 nucleotides. Its product is annotated as protein MKS1. The coding region runs from base 155 to 958 and encodes 267 amino acids. The transcript has a single exon. NCBI's taxonomy places the organism in Eukaryota, Viridiplantae, Streptophyta, Magnoliopsida, Poales, Poaceae. Gene Ontology annotation, cellular component: nucleus. The record is from RefSeq and is a predicted model, not a curated record.